AUAACUUGGAUAAAAAAAAGAAGCAGCGCAGCGGCAUUGGCAAUGGAGAAGCUCGCUUCUUCUUCUACUGCAACUGUUGUUCCCACUCAACACUUCCUUUUUCAAUUUCACCAACAUUCUCUUUUCUUCUUCCCCAAAACUGCGUUUUCCACCUUCCACCGGAACCGCACCGAACCGCUCUCACUGCUCUGUUGCAAAAGCAGACACCGUCGCCUAGAAGCAUUAUCCAGCAAACAGGAUCAACUCUGGGUCAGCGAAGAAGAAUUGGAGCUAGAAUUGGAAGAAGGAGAAGAUUCGUAUUUGGACGGUGAUGAUGACGACGACGACUCGUCGUUUUUGUCGCUCAGCGACAAGCCCGACAGGAACAUGGCCAUGCUCGACGAUUACGAGGGCGAGGAGCUCGACUUUGAUUACGGUCCCGACCACCGAAGCGGGUAUGUGGCGUUACUUGGGAAGCCAAAUGUUGGGAAGAGUACACUGGCGAACCAAAUGCUAGGGCAAAAGUUGUCAAUAGUUACAGAUAAACCUCAAACGACGAGGCAUCGGAUUCUGUGUAUAUGUUCUGGCACGGAUUAUCAGAUGAUACUUUUGAAUCUCUUGCAGAUGAUACUUUAUGACACACCUGGUGUUCUACAGAAGGAAAUGCACUUGUUAGACUCAAUGAUGAUGAAAAACGUUCGCAGUGCUGCAGUUAAUGCUGACUGUGUAUUGGUUCUUGUCGAUGCACGUAAAACUCCUGAAAAAAUUGAUGGACUGUUGGAAGAAGGCAUAGGAGACCUCAAAGAUAAGCCUCCCACUCUACUGAUUCUAAACAAGAAGGACCUUGUUAAACCUGGUGAACUUGCAAAGAAACUUGAGUGGUAUGAGAAAUUUACUGAAGUUGAUGAGGUUAUACCUGUUAGUGCCAAAUAUGGUCAGGGGGUUGAAGAUGUCAAGGACUGGAUACUGUCAAAGCUUCCCAAUGGACCAGCUUAUUAUCCAAAGGAUAUUGUCAGUGAGCAUCCAGAGAGAUUUUUUGUAGCUGAAAUUGUUAGAGAAAAGAUUUUUAUGCAGUAUCGAAAUGAAAUUCCAUAUGCAUGUCAGGUAAAUGUUGUAAACUAUAAAGCUCGGCCGAAUGCAAAAGAAUACAUACAAGUAGAGAUUUUGGUUGAGAAAAACACUCAGAAGAUUAUCCUUAUUGGAAGAGAAGGAAAGGCUUUGAAACUGCUUGCAACGGCUGCCCGCCUUGAUGUUGAAGAUUUUUUACAGAAGAAAGUUUAUCUUGAGAUUGAAGUGAAGGUUAGAGCAAAUUGGCGACAAGAUGAAGGGCUUCUUAAUCACUAUGGUUAUGGGGGCCAAAUACGUGUUAUAUAAUGUGAAGAUGGAAAAAAAAAAGAAAAAACAAAUCAUUAGGCAUCUGGUAUAAAAUAUGUAAGUGAAAAUCACUUGCCUCAGUUGCCAUCAAAACUUCUAUUGUAUAUGAUUUUGGCUGACACUAUCCCUCUUCCAUUCUUGUAGGCAUGUCAAUCCUUAUUUGGUAAAUGUGAAUGAAAAAAUAUGUUGAAUGGAAAAUUUAAGAUAUGGAAGCAAUUUUCACAUUAGCUUCUCUUUCCUUUCCCAUCAUAUUUAAUUACAUUCAUUUUCAUUUACGGUUGAACUGUAGGAAUGAGAGUAAUGAAGUAAUGUUACUUAUACAUGAAUUUAUUACCCCAUCUAUUUCAGUCAUAAUACUUUUAAGGAAAAGCAACUUUUAGGCUUCGUCUAUGUAUUUUUUGGAAAGUAGGAACUCUAGUAGUUCAUGUAUAAACAUAGUGUAUGUAAACUGAGUUACUCUGUUGAAAUUGUAUGAUAAUCGUGCAGCCACUUUCCGGAA
Molecule: messenger RNA, 1852 nt
Organism: Glycine soja
Lineage: Eukaryota; Viridiplantae; Streptophyta; Magnoliopsida; Fabales; Fabaceae
Product: GTPase ERA-like, chloroplastic
Exons: 9
Coding region: 43-1353 (436 amino acids)
Biological process (GO): ribosomal small subunit assembly
Molecular function (GO): rRNA binding; GTP binding; ribosomal small subunit binding
Source: RefSeq, a predicted model, not a curated record